Argentina anserina (silverweed cinquefoil) is the source of this 1399-nucleotide messenger RNA. RefSeq lists its product as uncharacterized. Gene Ontology annotation, molecular function: 5S rRNA binding; structural constituent of ribosome. Gene Ontology annotation, cellular component: ribosome. The transcript has a single exon. Gene Ontology annotation, biological process: translation. The coding region runs from base 202 to 1290 and encodes 362 amino acids. The record is from RefSeq and is a predicted model, not a curated record. Lineage: Eukaryota; Viridiplantae; Streptophyta; Magnoliopsida; Rosales; Rosaceae.
ACCGGACAAUGGCCUAGCUCCCCAUGACAGCCGUGAACCCAGCUUAACUGAGAGCCUGUGUACUCUCUUUUAGAGAGAAACCUUCAGUGGGUUUUAGUCAUUUUUGGACCGGUGUAUCGGAAGACGAGGUUCAUCAAUGGAUGGAUUGGACGCACACCAACUGUUCGAGGAAAUGCUCAGCUGAACACUCUAGCCUCAAUAAUGUUCUUAAGAAAAGGAAUCAAAUUCGCUUCGGCAGCAUUUCCACAUUUCAUUUUAAAGGCUCCUAAUUUUGGGGGCAAACCCACCUUCACAGUUCCCAUUUUCGAUCUUUCGGCACGAGUUGCGUACUACUCUAGCGGCUUUCGCCUCUCUCCUUUGUUUCCAUCUGAAUCGAAACCUCAGUCGGACAGUUAUGAUAUUGAGCUUGUUGAUGAUGAUGCAUGGCGAGUUUCAUCUGGUUUAGCGCUAGCAGAUGAAGGAAUGAAGAGUAAUGCAUUGGAAGAAAGUUGCUUAUCGGAUGAAGUGGUUGAUGAGCCGGCUGAUAGUUGCUCUCUACCUGCUGAGGGUGACCCUGAUUUUGAUGACAUUGACAACUUGAGAGUUCGUGGCAGACUGUUCUUUAAGAUUGACCGCGAUUCCAAAGAGUAUGAAGAGUACAGCUUCGAUUUCCAUCGUAGGAAUAAGUCUUCGAAGAAGAAGGAUGGUUCAAAGGAGAGUAAAAAGAAUAUGGUUGAGGCAAAGGAGAGUAAAAAGAAGAAGGUUGAGCCAAAGGAGAGUAAACAGAAGGUUAGUGGUUUAAAGGAAAUCAAAAAAGACAACCCAAUUCCUAAGCUUUCCGACAGAAGUGGGAAGCAGCGUAGAGUUGAGGACAGCUCUCGGGUUGGUGGGAUGAAUAGUACAUGUGUUGAGAAGAAAAAGCUGAGGACUACGACUUAUAAUCAGCUCACCGGUCCUUUUCAUGAGCCAUUUUGCCUUGACGUUUACAUAUCCAAGGCUUCAGUUCGUGCCUGCAUUGUUCACCGGUUCACCAGUAAGGUUGUUGCCGUGGCACAUUCCAUAUCAAAGGACAUGAAGUUCGACCUUGGUUCAACUAGAAAUGCAGCUGCUUGUGCUGCUGUUGGCGAAGUUCUGGCUCAGAGGGCACUGGGCGAUGAUAUACAUGAUGUGAUUUACACACCAAGGAAAGGGGAGAGAUUGGAGGGCAAACUUCAAAUUGUAGUUCAGUCUCUGAUUGAUAAUGGUGUUAAUGUCAAGGUGAAGAUCAAGCAAAGAACGGGGAAGAAAUCGACUUCCUAUUCUGCAACCUAGACACAGGUCGCUUGCUAUUCUCAAGUCUAUAUAUAGUAGUAAUAGUACUAGUCAUAGCGUCGAUCAUAGGUUUCAUUGAAAAUAAUCAUGUUGGUAUGCUGUUUGCUCA